UGCACACAAUUGUAUCCUUUUUUUCCCUCCAAAUCUCUACCCUAUGAUAUCUCUCUCUUCUUUGUCUCCUUCAAGGCUUCAACGUGGGUUUUAAAGAAGAGCGUGCAAUCUUGUAUUUUAUGCCUUGGAAUUAUAACCAUGAGCAGAUAUACCUGAUUUGUUAUUUACUACUCCUGUAUUAGUAGGUUUUAUUUUCGUUCUGGUUUACUGGUAUUUGAAAUUUUCAUCUGGGUUUUCGGAAUUUUACACUUGUUUAAUUUAUGCCUACUUGUGAUUUCGUUUUUGCCGUUUGAAAGUUUCUGAAAAGUAUUUUACAGAAGUAUAACUUUCACUUUGAAGACUUGAGUGGUUUUUUGUUUAUUUCUUUUAUCAAUCGGUGCUAUGGACGAUGAACGUUAUGAUUUGGAGCUUGAAAAUAAAGUGAAAGUAGGGUAUACUAAACUGGGUGUUGAAGAAGAAGCAGAAAUUCAGAGUGCUGUUAGAAUUUUGUUGCAAGGGUUGGGUGAAGAUAUCAAUAGGGAAGGUAUCCAAAAAACUCCCCUUCGCGUCGCAAAAGCUCUCAGGCAUGCAACUAAAGGAUAUAAACAGAAUGCAAAAGAUAUUGUAGAAGGUGCAUUGUUUCCAGAAGCGGGUCUAGUAGACAAUAAUACAGUUGGCCGUGCCGGGGGAGCAGGGGGUCUUGUCGUUGUUCGUGAUCUUGACUUAUUCUCUUAUUGUGAAUGUUGCUUGCUGCCGUUCCAGGUUAAAUGUCAUAUCGGUUAUGUUCCAUGUGGGGAACGCGUUGUUGGCCUUAGUAAGCUUUCUCGGGUUGCUGAUGUCUAUGCUAAGCGUCUCCAGGAUCCACAACGGCUGGCUGAUGAAGUGUGUUUAGCUUUGCACCAUUCCAUUAAGCCAGCUGGUGUCGCUGUUAUUUUUCAGUGUGUUCACAUGCAUGUUCCGGCUUUAAAGUCUAUGUUCCUUGACAGAUCCCCUCAAGGGUGUAUCAAAGUGCUGGUAUCCUCGGGAUCAGGAAUUUUUUUAGAUGAAGAUGGUAAUACUUGGGGGGAAUUCUUUGGUCUUCUAGGAUUUCGAAGCUCGAUAGCUGAUGAAAUCCAAAAGAAGAACUCGACCCAUCAAUGGUGCCCAUCCCAAGCUUCCCCAAUUAGUAAAGUCAUUGAUCCUAGUAUGGUUAGUGCAGUCACUUCGAUUCUUAGAUCCUUGGGUGAGGAUCCAUCAAGGAAAGAGCUUCUUCGUACUCCUGCUCGUUUCUUGAAGUGGCUAAUGUAUUAUCAGAACUGUAAUACGGAGACUGAGCUGAAUGCAAUUUUAGGUAACUCAAGGGGACCUCAAAAAUCAAAUGGUAACGUGAAAGUAAACAAGCGGAUCCAUUCUGAGCUGAGCUUACCGUUUUGGUCACAGUGUGAACAUCACUUGCUUCCAUUUCACGGGGUAGUGCAUAUAGGCUACUUUUCUGCUGGAGAAGAUCCCGUUGAGAAGUCCAUCCUUCAGUCAAUUGUACUCUUCUACGGGUUCAAGCUUCAGGUGCAAGAGAGGCUCACUAAACAGGUUGCUGAAACAGUUGCACCUCUUGUUGGUGGAGAUGUAAUAGUCGUAGCAGAGGCUAGCCAUAUGUGCAUGAUCGCUCGGGGUAUUGAAAAGUUAGGAAGCAGUACAGCCACAGUUGCUGUUCUCGGUCACUUUUCAACUGAUGCAAAGCUUAGGGCCUCGUUUUUGGAAAGCCUUCCGAGCAAUGUCAAUGGUUUUCUUUAAGAUUCUCUUAGAUAUGAUUCAUGUUGUCUGAAGCUUCUUUUGGAUCGGUUAACUCUUUUAUCUGGGCCAAGGCAAGUUAGACAAUGUAUGUUUUAAAGAUUGCAAUAAGCAUAUUUAUAUGAAUAAAUCUGGUUUUUCU
Molecule: messenger RNA, 1888 nt
Organism: Beta vulgaris subsp. vulgaris (sugar beet)
Lineage: Eukaryota; Viridiplantae; Streptophyta; Magnoliopsida; Caryophyllales; Amaranthaceae
Product: GTP cyclohydrolase 1
Exons: 2
Coding region: 382-1749 (455 amino acids)
Biological process (GO): tetrahydrobiopterin biosynthetic process; tetrahydrofolate biosynthetic process
Cellular component (GO): cytoplasm
Molecular function (GO): zinc ion binding; GTP cyclohydrolase I activity; GTP binding
Source: RefSeq, a predicted model, not a curated record